GCGCGGGCUCCAGCCCCCACUGAGCCGCCAUGUUGUUGGAGUGAAAGCUUGGACUCGGAGAGUUUUGGGGCUGAAAUCCAUUUCCAUCCACCCGCUCCGCCUGUGCUGGUGGAAUGAGCGUUGCGUGUGUGUUGAAGAGAAAAGCAGUGCUCUGGCAGGACUCCUUCAGCCCCCACCUUAAACAGCACCCACUCGAGACGAGCCAGCCCAGCAUGCCUGUGGUGUUGACGACGGGGUCAGGAGCCCCCCCGGCAGGGCAGACCCCCCAGCCCGCGCCCCCCAGCCAGCCCCUCCCCGCAGGGGCGCACUUGGGCCAAGUGCCCGGGUCGGCGGGGGGCGCGGGGCGCUCCCAGGACGACGCCAUGGUGGAUUAUUUCUUCCAGCGGCAGCACGGCGAGCAGCCAGGUGGCGGGGGGUACAACAACGGCAAGCACCGCUGGCCCACCGGGGAUAAUAUCCACUCCGAGAACCAGGUCCGAUCCAUGGAUGAAUUGAAUCAUGAUUUUCAGGCUCUAGCGUUGGAAGGGAGAGCUAUGGGGGAGCAGCUCCUUCCUGGGAAGAAGUUCUGGGAGUCCGAUGACUCGAGUAAAGAUGGACCAAAAGGGAUAUUUCUUGACCAGUGGAGGGACAGUGCAUGGGGAACAUCGGAUCACUCGGUUUCCCAGCCAAUAAUGGUGCAGCGGCGACCCGGCCAGGGUUUCCACGGCAGCAGCGAGGUGGGCUCGGUGCUGUCGCCGCGCUCUGAAAGCGGCGGUCUUGGGGUCAGCAUGGUGGAGUAUGUCCUGAGUUCGUCCCCAGGAGAAAAACUGGACUCCUGCCUUCGAAAGGGAGCUUUUGGACCUCGAGAUCCCGAGGCAGAUGACGGUGAGAAAAGAGAGAAGAAGCCCAAGGCGACCUUUGACACGGACAAACUGAGCGACCUGAAGGAAGUGGAGAGUGAUGGGAUGGACAAACCAAAUGGCCUGCCUGUGCAGAACGGGAUUGAUGUGGAUGUUAAGGAUUUUAGCCGCACGCCUGGGAACUGCCCGCCGCCAGGAGCCGAGGUGGACCUCCUGGGCCCCAGCCAGAAUGGCUCCGAGGCCCUGGCCCAGCUGUCCAGCAGCAAUGGAGCCAAGCCCGUGGAGGAUUUCUCCAAUGUGGAGUCUCAGAACGUGCCCCUGGACCACAUGGAAUCGGUGGGCAUGGAGCCCCUGCAGUUUGACUACUCUGGCAACCAAGUGCCCAUGGACUCCACAGCCGCCACUGUGGGGCUGUUUGAUUACAACUCCCAACAGCAGCUGUUCCAGAGACCCAGUGCCCUGGCUGUUCAGCAGCUGACCGCAGCACAACAGCAGCAGUAUGCCCUAGCAGCCGCUCAGCAGCCUCACAUAGGUGUGUUUUCAGCAGGUCUUGCUCCCGCUGCCUUUGUCCCAAACCCAUACAUCAUCAGUGCGGCUCCUCCGGGAACAGACCCCUACGCAGCAGGCCUGGCUGCAGCUGCCACCCUGGGCCCUGCAGUGGUUCCCCAUCAGUACUAUGGAGUCACCCCCUGGGGAGUGUAUCCAGCCAACCUCUUCCAGCAGCAGGCAGCGGCUGCUGCUGCGGCAACCAACUCGGCCAAUCAACAAGCAGCAUCCCAGAACCAGCAAGGCCAGCAGCAGGUUCUUCGUGCAGGAGGUAACCAGCGCCCCUUGACCCCGAACCAGAGUCAGCAGGGGCAGCAGACAGACCAGCUGGUCGCCGCAGCAGCUGUGAACUCGGCCCUUGCGUUCGGCCAGGGCCUUGCUGCUGGAGUACCUGGCUAUCCGGUUCUGGCUCCUGCUGCCUACUACGACCAGACAGGGGCCCUGGUGGUGAACGCCGGUGCCAGAAGCGGCCCAGUGCGGCUCGUGGCCCCAGCCCCCGUGAUCAUCAGUCCCACAGCCGCUCAAGCAGCUGUAGCUGCGGCUGCCGCCUCUGCUAACGGGGCGAACGGCGGCCUGGCAGGGGGUGCCAGCGGCCCUUUCCGAGCCCUGGGCACUCAGCAGCCCCAGCCGCAGCAGCAGCCUGGGAACAACCUGGCCUCCAGCUCCUUCUAUGGGAACAGCUCUCUGAACAGCAGCUCCCAGAGCAGCUCCCUGUUCUCUCAGGGCUCCGGCCAGCCGGGCAGCACUUCCCUGGGGUUCGGGGGCAGCAGCUCCCUGGGCGCCACGCUGGGCUCCACUCUCGGGGGCUUCGGCACUGCCGUUGCCAAUUCCAACACUGGCAGUGGUUCUCGCCGGGACUCCCUGACUGGCAGCUCAGACCUCUACAAGAGGACCCCCAGCAGCCUGACUCCCAUCGGCCACGGCUUCUACAACGGGCUGGGCUUCUCCUCGUCCCCGGGGCCAGUGGGCAUGCCCCUGCCCAACCAGGGCCCCAGCCACUCCCUCACUCCACCACCCUCCCUGUCCACGCACGGCUCCUCCUCCAGCCUUAACCUGGGUGGCCUGACCAACGGCAGUGGACGGUACAUCUCCGCAGCACCGGGCGCUGAGGCCAAGUACCGCAGUGCCAGCAGCGGCUCCAGCCUCUUCAGCCCCAGCAGCCAGCUGUUCCCUUCCUCGCGGCUGCGCUACGGCAUGUCCGACGUCAUGCCCUCGGGGCGCAGCCGGCUGCUGGAGGACUUCCGCAACAACCGCUACCCCAACCUGCAGCUGCGCGAGAUCGCCGGCCACAUCAUGGAGUUCUCCCAGGACCAGCAUGGAUCCAGGUUCAUUCAGCUGAAACUGGAGAGAGCCACACCAGCAGAGAGACAGCUGGUCUUCAGUGAAAUUCUGCAGGCUGCCUACCAGCUCAUGGUUGAUGUUUUCGGCAAUUAUGUCAUCCAGAAGUUUUUUGAAUUUGGCAGCCUGGAUCAGAAGUUGGCGUUAGCUGAGCGAAUCCGGGGCCAUGUCCUGUCUCUGGCGCUGCAGAUGUAUGGGUGCAGAGUGAUCCAGAAAGCUCUGGAGUUCAUUCCCUCUGAUCAGCAAGUCAUUAGCGAGAUGGUACGAGAGCUGGAUGGCCAUGUGCUGAAGUGCGUUAAAGACCAAAAUGGGAACCAUGUGGUGCAGAAGUGUAUUGAGUGUGUGCAGCCCCACUCCCUACAGUUUAUCAUCGAUGCUUUCAAGGGCCAGGUGUUCGCUCUGUCCACUCACCCUUACGGCUGCCGUGUGAUCCAGCGCAUCCUGGAGCACUGCCUGCCGGAGCAGACCCUGCCCAUCCUGGAGGAGCUGCACCAGCACACGGAGCAGCUUGUACAGGACCAAUACGGGAAUUACGUCAUCCAACAUGUCUUGGAGCACGGCCGGGCAGAGGAUAAGAGCAAGAUUGUGGCUGAAAUUCGAGGCAACGUUCUGGGACUGAGUCAGCACAAGUUCGCCAGCAAUGUGGUGGAGAAGUGUGUGACCCACGCCUCUCGGACAGAACGUGCCAUGCUGAUCGACGAGGUGUGCACGAUGAAUGAUGGCCCACACAGUGCCUUAUACACCAUGAUGAAGGACCAGUAUGCCAACUAUGUGGUGCAGAAAAUGAUCGAUGUCGCUGAGCCAACCCAACGCAAGAUUGUCAUGCACAAGAUCCGGCCACACAUUGCCACCUUGCGCAAAUACACCUAUGGCAAACACAUCCUGGCCAAGCUGGAGAAGUACUACAUGAAAAACGGCGUGGACCUGGGCCCAAUCUGCGGGCCUCCCAACGGGAUCAUGUAAGGUGAUCCCACUCUCCUUCCUUGUACACCUUCGAGCAGAGUGCUGGCCCCCCUGAGCAACCUGCGCUGGAAAUGUAGGGCACCUGGGCUUUCACCCCCCUCUCUCACUCUCUGUGGCCCACUUCACCCACCCUUCACUUUUUGUAUAAGGUUGCUAAUUUAUUUUACAGAAGCCUUGUAUUUUUUUAAUUUGUUGAUCCACAUUGCUAACAUGAAUUUUUUUUAAUUUAAAAAGCCAACUGCCCUGUUUUUUUUCCUCCUUUUUUAAAUCUUUAUCACUGGUGUAUAGAAUUCUUGUACAUAGAUUUAAAGAAAAAAAUGUACAUGUUUGGGGCAGUGUGUUUCUCUUCACUGUUGUAUUUAUAAUCGUUGCGGAGCCUGCAGGGCAGCUGGGAUAGGUCUCUUCAGCUUUGGCAGCCAAACUUUAAGGCGAAACACCUGAGUUUCUGUCGUUAAUCAAUUAGGGUUUUUUCUUUUUUUAAACUUGAAUUAUGUUAGAAGAAAAAUUUGAUUUAAUCUCAUUUUGCUGUUUGCUACUGCUAAGGCGCAAAGUACUUUUGUUAACUUUUUUAUGGUAUUGAACUUUAAGGAAAAGUGUCAAUUUAAUUUACAAUUACUCCGUUUAAAUCCUAGAGAAAGGGGUUGGUGUGAUGCAUUUCCUGUGUCUCUUUCUCUUUUUUUGCUAACAUACAGCAGAAUUUUGAUUAUUUAGCAUGGGAGGAAAGUUUAAAAAUAAGUUUUUGGUCUUGCUUCUAUAAAUAUAUAGUGUAUACUUGGUGUAGACUUUUGCAUAUAUAUAUAAAAAAUUUGUAGUUUUUUCUGGUUUUGAUGUUCAAUCUGUAACUAUAAUGUACCCUAGUAGUGAACACAUACUUUUGAUUGUAUAAUUGUACAUUUGUAAACCUUCUGUAAUGUAAAUGUGGAAAUCUUGGAAUCAACUAUACAACCCUUUUUGGUAUAAAGAAAAAUACAAAAAAAUUAGAAACCUGUGCAUUUCAGUGUAUAUUCACACUUUUUUUGGUUGUGGCAUAUAGUUGUUGUAUAUUGUAAAUUGUAAUAUCUAUCAAAUAUUUUGUUUUGAAAAGCCCUUUAUAUACAGCAUAGUACUUGUAAAAAGAAACAAAAUGCUUCAUGAUUUUAACAUGUCACUACUUAAUUUAAACUAAAAGAAAAUUCCAGAUUUAAAAGAAAUCAUUCUUCUGUUAAAAGUAGUGACCUUUUUUUUAGACCUUUUAAAAAUGUAAUGGUUUUCCUUUUGUCACAUUUAAUGAAAAAAGGUGGAUUUAAUACCAAACCCUUUAGGUUACGCUUCUUACAUCAUUCUGUGGGUUGAAAUCUUUUCCCCUUUUUGUACAGAAAAUACCCGUAUUUUGCAUUUUUUUGUCUACUUGUAAGUGAUUGUAACAUACUGUCGAUUUUUCUUUCCUUGUUGAAAUACAGAAUUGUAACACUACGCGGUGUACAUUUAUGAAAGCCUUGUGUAUAUUUCCAAUGAACUUUUUGCAAGCACACUUGUAACCAUAUGUGUAUAGUUAACAAAAUCCUGUGUAUGCUUAUGCCUGGGCAACUAUUUUUUGUAACUCUUGUUGUAGAUUGUCUCUAAACAAUGUGUGAUCUUUAUUUUGAAACAAAAAAACCCUAAAAUUUCACAUUUUU
Messenger RNA from Lepisosteus oculatus (spotted gar), 5341 nucleotides. RefSeq names its product pumilio RNA-binding family member 1 (gene pum1). Gene Ontology annotation, biological process: regulation of mRNA stability; miRNA processing. Gene Ontology annotation, molecular function: mRNA 3'-UTR binding. The record is from RefSeq and is a predicted model, not a curated record. NCBI's taxonomy places the organism in Eukaryota, Metazoa, Chordata, Actinopteri, Semionotiformes, Lepisosteidae. Gene Ontology annotation, cellular component: cytosol; cytoplasm.